Molecule: messenger RNA, 763 nt
Organism: Mycena citricolor
Lineage: Eukaryota; Fungi; Basidiomycota; Agaricomycetes; Agaricales; Mycenaceae
Source: the annotation of a GenBank genome assembly
UGAGACACCAGUUAUAAAAGUAGCCAGCCGUAUCUACACCUCUUCACUCAUUCACAAACAUGGCCUCCAUUCCCAACCUCUCUGCUCACCAACACCACACCGAAGCUCUCCCCGAGCACCACGUCCACAAGGACUCGGAUCCGCUCCCUGGUGCGCGCGGCGCGGCGCCCGCAGUCGAUUACAGCCCGGAGACGAUGGAGCGUCUGCCCAGCUCCGUGUGGCAGGACGCCGACCCCACGAAACCGACACGUGAGCUGUCUGAAAUCGGCACCUCCAGGCCGACCGCGACGACCACGACGCGCGACUCCGAGCCCCAUUCGGGACGGGACGCCUUCAGCGAGAAGCGGCCCGAUUCGACGGAUCUGAGGGACUCGUCUACCGCUGCUGCUGGACCUACGACCACCCAUGAUCAUCACCAUGAUUCCGGGAUUCACGACCACGCUAGCAAACCCAGCGCUGCGGAUAAGAUGAUUGGUACAGCACAGAAGCUCGUCGGCAAGGUCACAAAGAAACCGGAGAUGGAGGAGAAAGGACAGAUUCGCGCUUCUGAGGGUAAAGCCGCUGCGGCUUCGAUUCACUAGGUCUUUUUAUGCCCUGACUUACAAUUGUACACUGUAUCAUAACAUGCUUCUACCAACGCAUGCAAGCCACUGGAAUACCCUGAAUACUGCAAGCCUGCUUGCUUACAUACACUGACAUCACGAUCACAUGACACUCUCUCUCUCUCUCUCUCCCAUCUUACGAUACGUAUCGCACUAGAGAA